This is a messenger RNA of Drosophila arizonae, 2445 nucleotides long. It is a transcript of the gene Sac1, whose product is annotated as phosphatidylinositol-3-phosphatase SAC1. NCBI's taxonomy places the organism in Eukaryota, Metazoa, Arthropoda, Insecta, Diptera, Drosophilidae. Gene Ontology annotation, molecular function: phosphatidylinositol-4-phosphate phosphatase activity. Gene Ontology annotation, biological process: phosphatidylinositol dephosphorylation. The record is from RefSeq and is a predicted model, not a curated record. Gene Ontology annotation, cellular component: endoplasmic reticulum.
GUGCUCUAGUAUGUUUGUGUGAAAGUGCCUGUGCCUUCGUCACCUCGUUAAAUAGUUUUGUAGGUUUAUUAAAAUUGCCAUGUUUGCAGCUGUUUCGUAUAUUUAAAAUUGAAAUAGCUCCCUCGGCGACAAUAUCACACACACGACAGGCAUAACUAACAACAAAACCAAAACUGCAGUUAUUACAUCUACUGCUAAUUUUGCUGCUGCCGGUGCUUGAAUUCGUGUGCGUGUGUGUUGCGUGUGUGCGCCGUCAUCGGUGGGAAGAAGUUUUCAUAAAAAGCAGUGCACGAGCGGAUUAUUUGGCCAGCAGGAUGGAGGGCGAGAACGAUGUUUACGAUGACAUGAAUCUGUACAUAACACAAGAGAACUUCAUUGUCGAGCCGAACGGACAGGAUGAGCUCUUGGUUAUUGGUCGCCUCGAUAAGGUCACGCGAGUGCAGCCCAAGACUUCACAGCUGAUCAAUCAGCGACCGACCAGACGAAUCUGCGGCAUCCUGGGCACAAUACAUUUGCUUAGCUGCGACUAUUUGCUGGUAGCAACCCAUCGCAUUUUCGUGGGAGUUCUUAACAAUGCCAUCGUAUGGCGAUUGGCAGGUUACGAUAUUAUUCCCUACAUUCCAAAUGCGAUUCAGCGCUCAGAGAACUCCAGUUUCUUGAAAAUGCUGCGUCAGACGCUGGAUACCAAAUUCUACUACUUCUCAUACCGAUACGAUCUAACGCAGAGUCUGCAACGGCAACACGAAAAUAAGGUGCCAAAGGUGAUGCCAGGCCUGCUGCAGCGUUCCGACGAGCGAUUCGUGUGGAACCGCUAUGUGCUGGAGCAAUUCAAAUGCAACAAUAUGCAGCGCUUCCAGCUGCCAAUUAUGCAAGGCUUUGUGUCGAUCAACCAAGUGCAAAUUAAUGGACAAACCUUUUUCUGGAGCAUUGUCAGCCGGAGAUCUGUGGAGCGUGCGGGCACGCGACUCUUCUGUCGUGGCAGCAACGACCUGGGCCAAGUGGCAAACUUUGUGGAAACAGAGCAGAUUGUCGAAUUCAAUGGACAACGUACAAGCUUUGUGCAGACGCGUGGCAGCAUUCCCUUUCAGUGGCAGCAGCUACCCACGUUGCGCUAUAGUCCCAAGCCGCGACUGACACCAGGCAAAGAUUACUUGGCUGCAUGCACUGCGCAUUUCAACGCACAGCUCAAAUAUUAUGGCAAGGUAGUGGCUAUCAAUCUGAUAAACCAAAAAGGCGUCGAGGGCGAGCUGGAGGCAACAUUUGCUCGACUUGUGCGCGAAUUGAACAAUCCUGCAGUGCGGUACGAGGCAUUUGACUUUCACCAUGAGUGCCGGAAAAUGCGUUGGAAUCGACUUAACAUUCUAAUCGAUCGACUUGCCUAUGAGCAGGAUAGCUUUGGUUUCUUCCAUGCCUUCGACAAUGGCUCCCUGGUGUCGUCGCAGCAAGGCGUGUUCCGCACGAAUUGCAUCGAUUGUCUCGACCGGACCAAUGUGGUGCAGAGUAUGCUGGCCCGUCGCUCCCUUACCGCCGUGCUGCAGAAACUGGGCGUGUUACACAUCGGCCAAAUGGUCGAGAAUGCAUCCACCAGCUUUGAGACGAUAUUCAAGGGCGUCUGGGCGGACAACGCGGAUCUAGUCUCGCUGCAAUAUUCGGGCACAGGUGCUCUCAAAACGGACUUCACACGGACUGGCAAACGCACCAAGGCCGGUGCUCUUAACGAUGGCAAGAACUCGCUAGUUCGCUACUAUUUGAACAAUUUCGCAGAUGGCAGGCGCCAAGAUGGCAUCGAUUUGUUCUUGGGCAACUAUAUCGUCAAUGAUAGCGAGAAUAUCAUCCAACCAACGCCAUUGGAGACGCCUCGCGGCUGGCGGUACUAUAUGUUCCCAUCGGUGCUCCUAAUUGCUGUCGCCAUGUUUUUUGUCACGAUGACAUAUCCAUCCGAAUUCAAUACGGAGAACUUGCUCUUCAUGCUCUUCUGGGGUGCUAUGAUCGCGGUUAGCGCCACUGGCAUCUUACAUUACGGCGUGGAAUUUGUGCAAUGGCCGCAGCUUUUUCCAGUUACAUCCUUUCAUUCCGCCUGACAUUAGUAUCGUUUAGUAGUUCAACUAUAAUGAAUGGCCUUCCAGGUCUGCUUGCUUUUAGGUGCCCACACAGACACUGCUUAAAGAAAUAUAUAAAGCAAAAUUCCUGUAUUUAUUGCUCUCCUAUUCUGUAUUUUGUGUUAUACACGCUCGAUUCCCUCUUUUGAGAAGCCUUAUAAGCUUUUUAGUUAAACUUGACGAAGCUUUGCCCGGCUGGAGCGGCAGCUGGAAAGGCACAACCCGGAGGCAGUGACCGUAGCAGCGCCACUUUAAUUAAUUACAUUUACGAGUAGCUCAAUCAAUUUUGUGUAGAACAAUUUCGGGAUUUGAAUAAAGGAUUUUAGAUAUAAAAGAGACCCCAAAA